UGACCACAAAUGGAAAGCAGGUUAACCGGAAAGUCCUAGUCACCAAGAGGGGAAUGGUUACUGAUCUCAUGGAAGAAUUGAAAACUGAGGUUGCCUUCCUGUCUGGACACCUCUUUCGAGCAGAUUGGCAGCAUCUCCAAUUCAAGCAAAUUAAAGAUGUAGUUCCAUUUCCAGCUGACACCAUCUGCAUGGUAAUGGACUUCGCGGAAAAUUUUACCUGCAUGUAUCAACAGGAAGUGCAGGCGGCCCACUGGCACCAUGAGCUCGUGACAGUGCACCCUACCGUUACAUACUACAGAUGUCCAGUCUGCCAAGAUACAACAACCGAGUCCCUGGUCUUUAUCAGCAGUGAUAAAAAACAUGACUACCAUGCCGUCCAGUGCUUCACAAUUAAAGCCCUACAACACCUCAGGGAGAAACGAGGCCUGACCGUCGGUCACAUCGUUCAGUGGACAGAUGGCUGUGGUUCACAGUACAAGAGUCGAGGCCCAUUCUCCGACAUCUCCAGAGCCGUGGUUGACCUUGAUGCCACUCUAGAGCGCCACUUCUUUGGAUCAAGACACGGGAAAGGCCCCUCGGAUGGGGAGAGUGCUGUGGUCAAGCACCAUGCUGCCUCUGCUGUUGCCGCUGGCAGUGUCAUUAUAGCUUCAGCUGAAGACCUCUUCAGUUACUGUUCAAAUUCAGCCCUCAAUAAACAACCCCCGAGUGAAGGGUGCAUCCACUUCUUGCGCUCCUUCUUUUGGGUUGGGGAAAGAGAUGUCAAAAGAGACCGAAUGGACAGGGAUGUGAAGACAGUUCCUGGAACACGCUCCUUCCACUCCGUUAAGUCUGUUGAAAAGAACAUAAUCCUGACAAGGGAGCUGACUUGUUGUUGCCUAGCAUGCCAGACUGGUGAUAGGGACUGCAUUUCCACAGCAACAGUUGGACCCUGGUCAUCCCAUGUCCUGCGACCGGAUAGCCACCAGCAGCCUACUCAACCUGCUGAUGCUGAUGAUGUUCAGUCUUCGGGUCCAUCUGCAGUAACUGAAGUACAGUUUUCACGGUUGAGUUCUUCAGUGGGUGAUGAUGUGCAACUUGCGACUGCUGCUAUUCCUUCUCUUGAUACAAUUGAAAAGGACCAGGCUUCCAGUGAAGUUCCCCAAGAUGCUUCUGCAGCCAGAUUUCAGUAUGGCAGCUGGGUGAAUGUGAAAUUUGGUACAGAAGGAAGCAAGCAGCAGGCCAAAUUUUAUAAUGGAAUGGUCCUCCAGAUUGAUGGCAGGGACAUACAGGUGACCUUCUUACGGAACAGAGGGUCAUUUUACAGCUUUCCUGUCAGUGAGGACAUUGCCUGGGUCUCAGCAGAGAAUGUGGAAUGCAUCACACCACCUACCAUCAACUCCCGUGGCCAGCAUUUUUUCCCCUGAUAUCUGAUGUCUGCUUUUUAAUUCCAAUGACUGUGGUUUCGUGUCCACGUAACAACCAUAACACAAUUUACUUCAUUAAUUAUAGCUAAAAGCAUAUUCAAACAAAUACAAUGAUUAUCUUUUGUUAAAAUAGGAGUGGUAUAGCUUGUAAAAGGACCCAAAUAUAUAUCUGCUUGGAUUAAAAAAUUGGAUAGCAGAAAUGUCAAAUGUCUAUCGGUUGCUGGCGCUAAAGCGCUGGACACAAAACUAAGCUACUUAGAUCAUGUCCAUUGAGAUAUUUUAUUGCAAUUGUUAAAUGCACACCAUUUAAUAAGCCAAUGAACACAGCUGAUGUAAUAAAUAAUGAUUUAACAAUUAGUGAAGCUCUUUUGUAUAUACUGUUUGGUGUCCAUGUAACAACCGUAAUAUUGCGCUAGUCACUACAUACUAUGAACCCUAGUAAAAAAGUGACUGGGUCAACUAUCAUUUUCUCUCUCAAAAUAUGUUCUUGGAAGGCCAUGGUUUUAAUCAUAUAUAUUUAUGGGCCCUUUGUAAAAAAAAUUUUUUUAACCCUCCAUGUCACACUUGUGGACCACUUUUUCUGA
Gigantopelta aegis is the source of this 1987-nucleotide messenger RNA. RefSeq lists its product as uncharacterized. The record is from RefSeq and is a predicted model, not a curated record. The transcript has 4 exons. Lineage: Eukaryota; Metazoa; Mollusca; Gastropoda; Neomphalida; Peltospiridae. The coding region runs from base 54 to 1403 and encodes 449 amino acids.